This is a messenger RNA of Thunnus maccoyii (southern bluefin tuna), 5371 nucleotides long. RefSeq names its product G protein-coupled receptor 146 (gene gpr146). Gene Ontology annotation, molecular function: G protein-coupled receptor activity. Gene Ontology annotation, cellular component: membrane. Gene Ontology annotation, biological process: G protein-coupled receptor signaling pathway. NCBI's taxonomy places the organism in Eukaryota, Metazoa, Chordata, Actinopteri, Scombriformes, Scombridae. The transcript has 2 exons. The record is from RefSeq and is a predicted model, not a curated record. Bases 368 to 1369 code for a protein of 333 amino acids.
GCGGAGCGAGGAGGCAGUGGGGGAGGGUCACGUGUGUACACACUGUAGGGCUCAGCAGCACUCCAGCAGUAGUAAAGUCUGCGACGGACAGCCCCUUUUCAGAACAAGCCUCGUCCGAAAAGUUGAUAGAUGAAUCCCGUCUCUACUGAAAUGAAGUUAAACGAUUUCUUUGGUUGUUUAUAGGAUUUAUGAGCGCGAGGAGAGCAGAAGCGCGUAUUUUAGGACAUUUUUUUGUCAAAUGAAACGACUGAGAAAUGCCACUGGAAAUGCUACAUCCAAACUCAAUGCCUCCGUAGGUUUGUCACCGAGCCAAAUCUAUACGUUUCUGUCGACCUGUUGAGAGCACUUGACCUGUGUGAGCCCAGAGAUGUGGAUCUGCAUGGUUUACAAUGAGACGGACACCAGCGUGGACUCCCAGCUCUGCCAGGACUUCGGCCUCAUCCUGUCAGUCUUCUCGCUCAUCUACCUCCUGGUGUGCUUCCCAUUGGGGCUGUGCUACAAUGCGCUGCUGGUCGUGGUCAACCUCUCGAACAAGGUGUCUAUGACCAUGCCGGAUGUCUAUUUCGUCAACAUGGCCAUUGCGGGCCUUGUGCUCAACCUGGUGGCGCCGGUGGAGCUGCUGAGCUCCACCUUCACCCGCUGGCAUGCGUGGGAGUACAACAAUGAGGUCUACAUCACCCUGCUCAUCCUCUUCAACAUCUCAUCUCUGGUCAUCAUGUAUUCCACCACGCUGCUCAGUCUGGACUACUACAUAGAGCGGGCGUUGCCUCGCACAUACAUGUCCAGUGUGUAUAACACCAAACAUGUGUGUGGCUUCAUCUGGGGCGGCGCUGUGCUCACCAGCUUCUCUUCUCUGCUGUUCUAUGUGUGCAACCACAUCUCCACUAAGAUGGUUGAGUGCACCAAAAUGCAGAACAAAGAGGCAGCAGACGCCAUCAUGAUGUUUAUCGGCUACGUGGUUCCAGCUGUGGCUGUUCUUUAUGCCUUUGUGCUCAUUUUGCGCAUAAGGAAGGAGUCCACACCUCUGGAUCAGGACUCCGCUCGCUUGGACCCUUCUAUUCACAGACUGCUGCUUGCUUCAGUCUGUGUGCAAUUUGUACUGUGGACCCCAUACUACAUGACCCUGUUGGUGCACACUGUAGUCGGUCCACCAAGGUAUAUUAACUACAUACAUUACUUCCCUACCUACUAUUUCUUGAGAUGUGUGUCUAAACUGCUGGCUUUCUCUAGCAGUUUUGCGAUGCCUCUCAUGUACAGGCAGAUGAACAAAAACUUCUCCAACAAGCUUCAGCGGCUGCUCAGGAGGCUGCACUGCAGAGACCAGUCCUGCCCCCAUGAACGCUCAACAGUGCAGCAAGUGGUGACGUGAGAUCUACCCUCCUGGGAGAUCACUGACGCACCUCCCACUCCCCCCUUCUCCACCUCUCUGGCCUAGCCAGUACUUUUCUUCCCUUACAGAGCCAGUAUCUGACAGGGCUCCCUCGUUGCUCUGGACUGUGUUAAAAGCGAAGUAGCCAACUGUGGAAUUUCCUGUCACCUUCCAGAACUUGAUCUGAUAUUUUUCAGUUCUGCAGUGAGGCGACAAACCAAGAAAAAAACCACUAAGUGCUGUUAUUUUUUGUCACCAAGUGAAGCUCUCCACUAAGACACUUGAGCCUCCAGUUUGAGGGCAGUAAAUUGGCGCAAUCAGCCAAGUUUCACACAGACACCAACGAAAUGUCCUGUUACUACAGGGACUCCCAAACACUGUACUAUUGCAAUGGGUGCGGCUUUCUUGAUAUGGGUAAACACUCUGCUGACAGUGUGCAAAUUUGACUAAUGCAUGACUACCUAAAUUUCACAGUAAAGUCACAAUAUGCUACAAUAUAUGAUUUAUGUCCCUGGAAGAACAAUUUACAAAUUUUGUACCGGAAUUGAAAUCAUGAAAAGUGACAGAAUAUCAACUUGCUUUGCAUGUCAAACUUGUAAACCAACAUUUUGCGCUGCCAGAAAACAUCACAGUUUACUGCCCUCAAAUUACAGGCCUUAAUCACUUGAAUGUGAGGACAGUUCUACCUUUUCAGAGCUGAGUUAUCCUUUUACUGAAAUGUAUUGAGAGUGAUUCCUCAUUAUCAGAGUAAAUAUCCUUCACAUUUUAAAGGUGGAGUACAAUAUUCACAGUCUCUUACUGUAGUCCAUCAAAAGCUAUUUUUAUUCUUAUACCAGUACUACCCUGUAGCUAGAAGUAGGUGCUGGUAUGUAGAGAUGUUCUUAUUUCACUUUUCUAGAUUGAGUUUUGAGGUUUUGAUCCCACUCGAAGGCAUAUAGAGAUUACUUUUGCAUAUGUCAAGGCAAGCGCCGCAGCAAAUCAUUAAUCAUAUUAACACAUGAUGAUAAAAAUCUAUAUACUGUACAUCCACACCAGUUUGAAAUCACACACAGCUACAUUAAAGGCUUAUAUCAAGCUUGUAUUCAGGGUUCAGACAUAACCGGUUUACCUCUUGUGAUCUCUGCUGAAAUCACCUGUUAACCAGUUUCAAGUCAUGAAAAGUCAGCUCAUGAUAUUUGGGCUGAGAGCAGUCACCUCAGCCUGAUAUGUGAUUUGUUAAGCUAUAUUUUGCUACUGCAGGAAGUACACAUGCCUCACAUAGAGUCAGUGAAGUCCACACAGGGUCACAGACGGGGCCCUGAGGAGGUGGCGUGCACAUUCCCAAAAUUGUAUGAGCACUUGUGAGUGUUGGGGAGGUUUUGUUUUGGUGCCAUCGAAAACCCUUCACAAAGACUCACCAACCAAGCGCCUGUAAACAGUGUGUUUGUCGGCGAAGUUUAAACUGCAAUUCUGCUCAGAUGCAGUAAACUGAUCUGCACAUUAUUGGCAAAGCUGCUUUGAUUUCUUGCCUGCCACUGAAAGAUAGACUAUUUGUGAAAGUGAGCAGACUAUUCUAGUCCCAGAUACAAGUUGAAAAUAAAAGACAUGUUCUUGCAUGAGGUCUGUUGCAUCACUGCAUUAGUUUAGUUUUUUAUUAGCUUUCUGAACGAGAAGGCCAGUUUAUGAAUCAUCCUGUGAACAGAUACACCAGCGAGGUGGGGCAUUCACUUGAAGAGAAAUGGAAGGUGGGCACUCAUAGUUUUAUCCCACUCAUAGACCAUAAACGGUAGCUACAUACUGUAUGUUUCAAUUUACACCUUCAAAUAAUUUAAUAAUUUUUAUGUUAAAGCUGACUUGCUAAAAAAAAAAAAGUGUGCUUGACUUUCACUGUAAAGUAUAAAGGAUUGCCAGAUGUACUAACACAGAUUUGAUGCUUUUCAUAUAUAUAUGGAAUUUGUAUUAGGAUUUUAACAUAGUAUCACACAUGCAUAAUGUAUUUUUUCAAACAUCUCAUGCAUUAGGGAUAUGUUGUGUCUACGACUGAGGUAUGAAACAGUGUCCAGCAUUUUAAUUUUCCCUGCACAGCCCCCAUCCUUGUUAUGUGUAUCUAUAAUCAAUCAGUGGGAAGUACUGUUUAUUUUCAACUGAGGCUGUGUGUUUACAUUAUGCGCUACAGUAUGUGCUGCCCCAUUUCAAAAAAAAAAAAAAAAAAACUGUAUCGUGACACAGUUAAUCAUUAUUUGAACUCAGAUCAAAGUCCCAAUGGUUACUGUUCAUUUAGGAUUGGAAAGCAAACAGUAGCGUGUGGUCAAAUGAUAGGUGGUUUGAAUCAAAGCUUCUGACGCACUGAUGGAAGAAAUUUAAGCAGCAUUUCUGAAGAUGAUUAGUCUGUUUUCAGCCCCAAAUUGGUGCACUAUAUAUUGUCAGUGAUUAACGUUGUGCCCAUAUUCAUUUUUACCAAAAGUCCAACAAGUGAAGAGAAUUGAAUGGUUCCCAGUUUUCUGAUUUGGUAAAACUUGAACAUUUUGCCAUUUGUAUUUUCAUGCAGUCGAUCCAAAUAUAAAUAAAGUGUCCCAAGAUGAAUUGUAGGAGUCAUCAACCAUUUCCGAUAAUGUGAAGGAGAAUUAAACUCCACAAUCAACUUUGAAUUGUCCUUCCAGGAAUCAGAUUAUUUCACAUGAUUCACUUCAACAUCACUUUACUUUCACUUUCAAGCUUAAUCAAGUAAUCAUGGGGAGUUUCCAUAGUUGAGCCCUUUUAAUGAUUCCCUGUUUGACAGAAGUCCUUAAUAUUUUCCAUGAAUGCCAACUUAUUUCAUGAAAACAUCCAACUAGAAGUUACUCAGAGAGCAGAAAUAUCUGCCAAGGUGGCACAAAACUCAGAAUUUGUUAUUUUGAUAAUAGAUACUGUUUAAUAGAUUCCAAUUUCCAUCUUAAUAUGAAUCUGCAUCAAACUACACAAAGUGAAUGACAAUCAUGAUCGUUUUUAGAGAAUCGCUAAACUAGAGUUAUGGCCAUUUAACUUUAGCAUAUCGUUGCAGCACCAUAUGUAGGCAAAAUACCAUCAAGUUUUUAAAGAUUGCUCUGAGUUGACAUGUGUAUGUGCCAUCAAAUUUGUUUGCACAAUGUGUUCACGAAAUAUGGAGGUUUAUGUGGAAUUGGCAGGAAUUCAGCAAGUAAGAAAAAACACAAAAUUCCUGGGCCAUUUAAGUGGCUGCCAAUGUUUGUUAAAGAUUGGAUGAAAGUUUUUGAAGAAAAGAUGAAAAAUGUGUUUUGUAAAGCAUUUGAAAUGGAAACAGACAAUCUUUUUGGCUAAUAAAUAUAAAAUCUAGGGGGGAAAUUUAGCUUCUGUGCCUCACAAUGUCAAAGUCUUGAGUAGAUAUGUGAAGUAGUAGCAGGCCAAAUUUCCAAAUUUAAUUAAAAUCUGUCUAAGAAGUAUUUAAGAUAUAUUUCUUAUGUUACAGAUGAAACCUAAAACUAAAUCUCUGGCAGAGGUAAAAGUUAGCACUCCCCAAAAAUGGACUGACUGCAAAAUGUACACAACUGGCAGAUGAAGCUUGAUCAAAGCAUCUCAAAAUCACACAUAACUCAGAUGCCUGCUCAAGUGUGAGUUUGGUUUGUUGUUUCAGAGGGGCCUGAAUGUCACGUCAGUAUGAAGAAAUUUGAGUAAUAAUCACUGAGUUUGGUUAAAUUGCUGAAACAGACCGAGUCACCCUCAGAGUUCUCCUGUGUCGAAUGUAUGCAGAUGCAUUUUAGCUAUUUGAACGGCAAAACCUCAACAAAAAAAAAAAAAUCCAGAUGAAUCCACUUUCAGAUGUGAUGCUCUUGUGACUGUGUAUACAAGUGUAUAUGUAUAAUACAAAAUGAUGUGUAUAUAUUGUAAGUGAGAGAAUUCCCGGAAGAUUCCAUGCUCUUUCAAAAUACAGUAUUAUUUUCUGAGAGAUAUAUUUAGAUUCUGUAAGUAAUUUACUCUACUGUCAACUGAGUCAAAGACUGAUUAAACAAUAAACUAACAUGGAUAUUA